CAGACCGGUUGGACGGAUCUCCACACAGUGGCUCCAAACAGGAUCUAUGCGUGUGGAAACUGAGAAGACUGGUGUUGAUUCUGUCCGAGAAUCGGUUCACGUUAAACUCCGUCUCCUGACUCCUGAAUCCUGACUCCAUCGGUCAUUUAAAGCAGAGACAGAGAGACAGAGCUCAGCGGGAGAUGCCGGUGGCACUGUGGCGCACAGGACUGAUGCUCAGCUUCCUCCGUUUCUGCGCCUGUCUGGAGGAAGACUGUGUCCUUGGCGUAGUGGGACGGCCGGUCUCACUGCCCUGCUUUUACCCUGAAUUAUUAACCUCUGUGAAUGUUUCCAUUGAGUGGAGGAGAGAGGACAGAGUGGUGCUCAGAUCAGAGUGGGGAGAGGGUGCGAAAGUGGAGGAAUGGAGCACUGACAGCGCAACAAUCUCCGCUGACGCUGCUCUGACUGGAAACUUGUCUUUGGAGCUUCCCUCAGCUGAUCCCAGCCAGGACAAAACCUAUUACAGUCUAUUCAUCGUCUCAGGGGAGAACCAAAGUGCUCCUCUGUGCACUGUGUGCCUCAGAAUAGCAGCCAGUUUCAGCUCCCCGCUGCUGCAGAGGGAAGAGGCAGCGCUGGGCAAUGAGACGGCCUUCCUGUGUCACUCCAGUGGAGGUUUCCCUGAACCUGCUGUGCACUGGCUCAUCAACGACUCUGAGGAGCUGCCUGAGGGUUCGGUGGUGACCGUGGCUGCAUCACUCGCAGACUCCAAUCUCUACAACAUCACAAGCCACCUGACGGUCAACAUUUCCGAAGUCUCCAGUGUGUCGUGCGUCAUAAAGAACCUGCCCAUGAACCAAACCCUGACGUCCACGAGCUAUGGCGUGCAGGGCAGCCCAAAGGUUAGUCGAGCAUCAGAGGCCAUGUGGAUCUUCAGCACAGCUCUCUGUGUGGUGGUUGGGGUCAUGGUGUUGGCGGGAGUGGCCUAUCAGAUCCACCUGGACAGGAUAAGUAAGAGGAAGAAGGACGAGUACCGACGCCAAAACAGAGGAUACAAAAGACAACAUCGGUACCAGGAGGAGACUGAGGCCAUGAAGCCGGAGCCAGAAGACACUGAUGUUUAAAAUCCUGAGGUGAUGAAUCCUCCUUUAGUGUCACUGAGGCGACAGAGCACUGAUUUGUAA
This is a messenger RNA of Toxotes jaculatrix (banded archerfish), 1160 nucleotides long. Its product is annotated as ICOS ligand-like. The transcript is spliced from 6 exons. Gene Ontology annotation, cellular component: external side of plasma membrane. The record is from RefSeq and is a predicted model, not a curated record. Bases 183 to 1100 code for a protein of 305 amino acids. Lineage: Eukaryota; Metazoa; Chordata; Actinopteri; Toxotidae. Gene Ontology annotation, biological process: cellular response to lipopolysaccharide; T cell costimulation; immune response.